Molecule: messenger RNA, 4452 nt
Organism: Astrephomene gubernaculifera
Lineage: Eukaryota; Viridiplantae; Chlorophyta; Chlorophyceae; Chlamydomonadales; Astrephomenaceae
Source: the annotation of a GenBank genome assembly
CUUAUAUAAUGGCACUCUUGUUAUCGCCAUAGACUAUUUUAGCUGUUGACGUCGGUUAGUACCGUCCUCUAAAGCAACCUUUCGGAUACAGCUUUAGUUGCCAGACAUACAUGCUCGCUGUGCUCUACAUAAUUAACAACGUGCCUGGCAUAUAGGUCAUGGGACCUCUUACUAAGAAGGUGCGCCGAUGUACCUGCUGGCGCUUAUAAGUAUCGGCGUGUUCUGUAAUAGAUGCAUAGUAUGCAGUAGUUAUAUCAUUUAAGUAAGUCAACAAGUCGUUAGGCAAACUAGCCAAGAAGCCCUGACCCACUUAUUGCCUGCGUGGGCGGCCAUCGCUAAAAUGCAGGACCUCCUUCAAGACACUACCGCUGACGACAACUGCCCAACCUGCAACACGCCUCCAUACAUGCAAUGACAUGGUGACUAUUUAGGGUUGUGCAUAUGUAUGGGUCAGCCCUAGUGGCUCGCCCUAAACGGCAGGCACUCCGUCGCAAUUGACGGCUCAUCCGCGCGGUAGAUGGGGACUACCACGGCUGGACUUCUUAUGAACAACAACCCAUUAUAUCCGCGGAAGCGUCAUCGGCAAUCCGCACCAGUUCCUAUACAGACGUACCGACUGUUAGGGCCAUGGAGACGGCGCGUUGUGUUCCUGCUGUUGCUCCUAGCAACGAUGGAGAGCUGUACAAUGUCAGCUAAUGCCACAAGUUGUGCAGAAAUCACGGGCUUCACCCCUACCCCGGACGUCGAGCACAAGUACGAUGACCUUUACUAUAGACCUGGCCUGACCUUAGCGUCCCUGGCAGCUAUUUGCCAGGCGGACCCUGAUUGCAAGGGUUUCAACAGCCUUGGCUACAUAAAAAAAACUGUGUCACCAACUACUCCAGCUACAGGCAUGUGCCUGUACGUCCGAGUCCUUACACCCUCGCCACCGCCGGCACAGCCUCCAAAUCCGUCGCCACAUCCCAGCCCACCAUCACCCCAGCCACCUCCGCCACCCCAGCCACCACGUCCACCAUCCCUGCCACCCGUGCCACCCGUGCCACCCUUGCCACCCGUGCCACCCUUGCCACCACCAUCGCCGCGCCCGCCACUCCCACCACCCCUCCCACCCCUACCUCCGCCCUCUCCACCCUUCCCACCGCAGCCACCAAAACCACCCCCAACACCCCCACCCCAACCGCCAACACCACCCCCAACACCUCCUUCUCCACCUGCACCACCACCGGCGCCCCCUCGUCCACCACGACCGCCGCCAGACGCCCCCAAGCUACCACCUGCUCCACCUCCUCUACCGCCGCCCGUACCACCACAACCGUCGCCACCCCCACCCCAGCCAUUGCCCCCCCCUCCCCCAGCACCGCCGCCCCCACCUAAGCUGCCGCCACAGCCGCGACCGAUGCCACCUCUCCCACCAACUCCUCCACCCAAUCGUCCUCGACCUCCGCCAAUAUGGUGUCAAGCAGUUGCCGGUUACAAUGCCGCAUACGAUGUUGACAUUGAUGGCGCCGAACUUUACAUCAGAGCUGACAUGGCUCUGUCAGACUUGGCUCUGCUGUGCGAUGCGGAUAAGGACUGCCAAAGCUUUAACAGCUUGGGCGUACUAAGGAAGACAGUGUCACCUACAACGGUAUCGUACGGGUUGUGUACGUACUUCAGAGGUUGCCAGUACUGGGGAGGAUACACUUCGUUGUAUAAUGCGGACAAGCACGACUGCAAAUACACAGCAGGUCUUAUUUCGCAGGCCUCUAACUACAAUGAUUGCUUGCAGCCGGACUACUUUCCCGAUUACUAUGCCUGCUUAAUAUGGGGCAGCUAUGGCGACGGGCCAUACACUUUAUAUACGAUCUCCAACGUGCUCAACCUACAGAACAGCACGUCCUUGAGGCUCUUCAUCACUGCCAGUGGCCAGGCCGAUGUAAUUUUAGAUGGCACAUUUAUCACAACUGUUGGAGGUGGCGACUGGGGAUCCCUCAAAAACGUCUCCCAGACACCUAUCCUGUUGUCACUGGAAGCAGGUCGCCAUAUGCUCAGUCUGCGCUGCUCUAAUCACACAAACGGCAACUUCGCCCCCGCCGGGAUAGUGGUAUCCGUAGUGGAUGCCCAGACUGGACACGUCUUAUUGCGUUCGAACAGAUACUGGAGCGUCCGUACAGAACCUCUUGCUUAUGCUGUGUCGCUUGGCCCACCCUUGGGUGCGGACUUCCGAGACAAGGCAGCUUCGUGGAUAUGGUCGCCCGCUGAAGCCGCAACACUUGCUAUCGGGGACCGCGCCGCCUUUGUGUUUUCCAAAUACUUCCGGAUUGACUUCCUCACCUCGGCGAUCAUGGCGGUUCUUUCGGCAGGCCGUGAUGCUCAAAUACUACUUGACGGCAAGCAAUUGGCAACUGUUUCAGCCCUGCGGCAAGUUGAGACCACAUUGGACCUUGUUAUUUCACCUGGACACCACAUAAUCACUGUGGUAUGCUACAAGGACAUGUUAAGUGCCUCCCUAGUGGGAUCGAGUGCCAGUUUUCAAUCAGCUACAACAGGGUUCCUCGCCACCUUAAUUGACAAGACGUCUAGCAAAACAAUUUUAAGGACAGACAACUCUUGGACGUCUGCGUACAGCUACCUUGCACCCACUGCAUGCACCGAUCUUGACGGCUACAAGAAAAUACCUGACGCAGAGCAUGAUGGCGACGACAUCGGCACGCUUGGAAGUGUUGGCAUCAAGGAGAUAGCGGUUACUUGCAGUACGAACCCUAGUUGUGCAGGCUUCAAUGCGCGUGGCUGGUACAAAAGCAGGGUGAUGCCUUGGCAUUACCAACGCGGUUGCAUGUAUGUCAAACUUCGUAGUAAUGUCACAGCACCGCCGCCUUCCAAACCCAUGUCAUCAUCAUCGUCAAAGAAGUCACGUACCAAUGCCAUUAUAGGUGGUGUUGUUGGUGGAGUUGGCGGUUCCGUGCUCCUUGUUGUCUUGGUAUACUGCGUUUGUGCUGGUCAAAGGGACAAGAGGGUAUCACCAUACCCUAUAUAGACCGGGGUAACGGAGGGAAUACCCGGGGCCUGACGGAGUAACUAAAGGGGUAGGCAGCGGAGCUAGGAGUGGUGUGACAGGGUGCAGUUGCAGUAUCGUAGGUGCGUGGAGGGGCGUCAUUAGCUCAUUACAGCGUUUUCACGGUGACUUAUACGGCAACAUGUUUUAUUUCCGGUCAGUCUUGUAGAUGCACUUCAUUAAUUUGUUGCUUGUGGCAAAUAGAUGGCCACAGGUUGUGGGCAUGCAUGUGACUCGCAUAGCUAAGGAGCUAGUUUGGUGGGACCGGCCGGGUACCGUUCUUGGUUGCUUUAAAUCAGGCAACGAGUACACAUAUCUAGUACACCCCCGCUGCAAUGUAUGGAGGUGCCUUGCUUUGCAAUCAUAACCUCUUCAUAUCCAAUGGCCGUUUGUUGGCGAGGUGGGCUGCUGUUGGCGUUGCCCGUGUUUACACAUGGCUCCGAGAACUGAACUGAGCGAGUGAGUAACCGCCGUUACAGUAAGUAAACCGCCGUGGGCGCAGUGCGACGCACUUACAAGCAACAAGUACGGAGGGUCUUCCUCGGACUUGUUGCUUACGUUGUUCACUUGCCCUUGAUUUAUGUCGGAGCAGCUUCAGAGGGGUGGGUUAUCCCAACCGCAUUGGGCCCUUGUGAGGCGCCUGGAGCUUGUGCUGGAUGGCUGAAAAGUAAGCUUGUCUGAGCUGGAAAUGGUGCCCUUUCUUAGCAGCAUUCCUCGUGGCCUUCACGGCCUGGUUGCCGUGCGGGAUGUCAGCGUACCGUCGGGCAACUGGAUGGGUGGCUGGAGCUUGGCCGCUUCAUGGCAGGGGCUAUGCGGAAAUGUUUACGGCGUUUACGCCCAUCCAGACGAUUAUGAGAGCUAUCCAGUCGCGGUCACAGCCUUAAUUAGUAUUUUUGGCCUGGCCUUGGUUCAAGGCGCUCCGCCAGGACGCGGCUUGGAAGCAGGGGGAUAGCCUUAGUGAUACCUCCGGGUUUAAGGUGCUUGAUGUUUGGCCUGCCCUUAAUUCCACGCGCUCCGCUAGGCCGCAGCUUGGAGGCAAGGGAACAGCCAUAGUGAUAUCCCGGGCGUAAGGUUCUCGCUUUUUGCCUUUUGGGAACAGGGUUCAAGACUCAAAAUGGAGACGUACAACCCCGCCCUUUGCAAUAUGAGCAUUGCGGUACCCCGCCGCCAAGCAGUGAAGCGUUUUGUCCCUGUCCCAUGCAAGAGUGCUCGUACUCCCCGUCGGGAGUGUUAGGUCGUACAGGGCCCCAUGCCUAGAGCGUGCUGUGUUCGAUGGGACGCCAUGAAACAUCUUUCCAGUAAGGCUAUGCCUAAACGAUAAUACUGGUUUCCAAAUAAAGCCUUUUUAAAGCUAAAUGUUGCGUUUGCCCCUGAUAUCCAUCCAGCAGAAACGUUUGCUCUAGGAAUGGUAAACACAG